Rhinopithecus roxellana (golden snub-nosed monkey) is the source of this 822-nucleotide messenger RNA. It is a transcript of the gene PPDPF, whose product is annotated as pancreatic progenitor cell differentiation and proliferation factor. The record is from RefSeq and is a predicted model, not a curated record. The transcript has 4 exons. NCBI's taxonomy places the organism in Eukaryota, Metazoa, Chordata, Mammalia, Primates, Cercopithecidae. Bases 186 to 530 code for a protein of 114 amino acids. Gene Ontology annotation, biological process: cell differentiation; multicellular organism development.
AUAUAAGUGGGCGCGUCCGCGCGUGCGCACCCCGCGCGCGCGCGUCUCUGUAGUGGCGCGGUGUUCCCCGGUCUCCUCUGGAAAUGGGCUCCGUGGCCUAGCGUCCCCGUCCCCGCCACCCGUGAUCGUGCGCCGAGGCCCGCGAGGGGUUGCCGCCCAGGUCCCACCAGCCAGCAAGCCGGAGCAUGGCGGCCAUCCCCUCCAGCGGCUCGCUCGUGGCCACCCACGACUACUACCGGCGCCGCCUGGGUUCCACUUCCAGCAACAGCUCCUGCGGCAGUACCGAGUGCCCCGGGGAAGCCAUUCCCCACCCCCCAGGUCUCCCCAAGGCUGACCCGGGUCACUGGUGGGCCAGCUUCUUUUUCGGGAAGUCCACUCUUCCAUUCAUGGCCACGGUGUUGGAGUCCGCAGAGCACCCGGAACCCCCCCAGGCCUCCAGCAGCAUGACCACCGGUGGCCUGGCUCGGGACGCCCCGAGGAAGCAGCCUGGCAGUCAGUCCAGCACAGCCAGCGCUGGACCCGCGUCCUGACCUGAGCGGUUACCACCAGCCCGAGGCCUGCGGAGGCGCUAGUCCACCAGAGCCCCUCCCCACUCCCCGCCCCCCGUCCCCUCCCCACCUCCCGUCCCCUCCCCACCUCCCACUCCCCACCCUGUAGACCAGGCGGCUGCAGCAAGCAGACCUUCGCAUCAACACAGCAGACACCAAAAAGGAGUAAGGGCCCCGCUCUCUACCGCCCGGCCCUGGCACUCGCUAGCUUUCCUGACAUCUGGAACUGUGCACCUGGCACCAAGCGGAAAAUAAACUCCAAGCAGCCAGUAGC